Molecule: messenger RNA, 3685 nt
Organism: Dicentrarchus labrax (European seabass)
Lineage: Eukaryota; Metazoa; Chordata; Actinopteri; Moronidae
Gene: sh3gl3b
Product: SH3-domain GRB2-like 3b
Exons: 10
Coding region: 233-1366 (377 amino acids)
Biological process (GO): synaptic vesicle uncoating
Cellular component (GO): presynapse; glutamatergic synapse; cytoplasm
Molecular function (GO): protein binding
Source: RefSeq, a predicted model, not a curated record
UAGUUAAAAUAAAAUAAGCCUAUGUAAGUCUAUGAUAAUGAUAAAUAUUAUUAAACCUUCACAAUAGUUCAUUGAUUAUAAACCCGGCGGGUCCCGGUGGUUCCGGCCGGCGGGGCGGUGCAGUCAGUGUCUGCGGGGGACGGAGCACCUCAGACGGGAUGGAGGCUGUCGGUACGCGGCGGUAGCUCCGCGGAUCUCCGGCCGGCCGCUGUGAGUCCUCUCCCCGCUCAGGAUGUCUGUGUCCGGGAUGAAGAAGCAGCUCCACAAAGCCAGCCAGCUGCUGAACGAGAGGCUGAUGGGAGCUGAGGGGACGAAGAUGGACGAAGACUUCCUGAAGAUGGAGAAGAGCGUUGCAGUCAUCCACUCUCUGCUGGUCGAGCUGCUGUCCAGAACUACAGAGUUCCUCCAGCCGAACCCAGCCGACAGAGCCAAACUGAGCAUGCUCAACACGAUGUCCAGGAUUCGAGGACAGGGGAAGUCGGUGGGCUACCCGCAGACAGAGGGCAUGCUGGGAGACUGUAUGUUGCACUACGGCCAGGAGCUCGGAGCUGCUUCUGAAUUUGGCGGCGCUCUGUCUGGUGUGGGUGAAGCUCUGCAGCAGGUUGCUCAGGCCAGGGACACUCUGGACAUCAACGUCAAACACAGCUUCAUCGACCCCCUGCAGGACCUCCAUAACACGGAGCUGAAGGAGAUCAGGUACCAGCUGAAGAAGCUGAACGGUCGUCGGCUGGACUUCGACUACAAGAGGAGACGAAGAGGGAAAGUCCCGGCGGAGGAGGUCCGACAGGCCUGGGACAAGUUCAUCACGUCCAAAGAGCUGGCAGAGAGGAGCAUGUUCAUCCUGCUGCAGAACGACGUGGAUCAGCUCAGUCGUCUGGCUGCUCUGGUCGCCGCGCUGUUGGACUUUCACCGCAACACCCACCGCAUCCUGCUGGGUCUCCAUGGCAACCUGCAGGCAAGGCUGACGGCUGCCAGCAACAGACCAGAGCGACGGUUCAGACCCAAAAGGAUCCGGAUCAGGAGUGAACACAACGGCAGCAUCGGGUUUUACCACCAGCCGGCAGUCACAUCUACAGUUUCCUCAGGAGAGCAGUUCACAGCGUUACCGUCCAGACCCGGCAGUCCCAUCUCCUGUUACGGUGUCUCUCGCCCAGCCGACAGUAAGCUGGUCCUGGAUCAGCCCUGUUGCCGGGCGCUGUACUCCUUCCACCCGAACCACGAGGGCGAACUGGACUUCAGCGAAGGCGACGUCAUCAUCCUAACCAAUCAGGUCGACGCCAACUGGUACGAGGGCACGCUCGGUGGCCGGUCGGGACUGUUCCCCGUCAGCUACGUGGAUGUGCUGGUGCCUCUGCCGUUACCAUGACGACAAAACAUCCACGGACUCCACGCCAAACACAGUACACGCCGGUCUGAGUGUGCUUUCCAUGAUAUGCAACUUUUUUCGGCUUCUUAUGUGCACUUUUUCACACUCACAGGAAAGGAAGGCCAUAGUUUCUACUGGAGAGCACUUUAGUUCCUGAUCUCAUGUUAGACGUUAAAACACCAGCUGCUACAGAGCUCAGUCCGUAAAACAAGUGUGUGUUUCCCUUUAAGACUUUUAGCUUCUUUUCCAGCACAAAACUGCUCUUGCCUUUCACGUUUCUAUUUCUAAACUCAAACACAUACAGCCACGUCAGUCUGAGAAGUUGAAUAAGAUAGAUCGACUGUUUUAGAGCGCCAUCAGGGUGCAACCACUAGAAUGUUUCAUGAUAAAUAUCAGUGUAAGUUUACUUUAUAUUUAAGGCUACCAGUGUCGUGGGUGGUACUGUGUGUUUUGUGCUGACAGGACAGUAAUGAUCAGUGUCGUUCACUCUGCAUGUACUUAAAGCAAACUUAUAGUAUUGUCGGCACUUUAUCUGAAGCUUUAUGAGAUUUUUAUGACUUAAAGGUACAAUAUGUAAUUUCUGCCACUAGGGGGUCGCUCACAUCAAAACAAUAAUAAAAGAGGGAGUGGUGAAGUAGUGUGGGAUCAUGGGAGUCUUUUGCAGAAAUUUUAGCCACCUAAAAGAAAAAUAGUUUAAGUGUACUCUAUAUUUCUCUCUUCAAAUCCACCAGACUCCAUUGACAAAAACAGCAAUUUACCUCUCUGAACAGGAGUUUCUGUUUCUACAUUGAGGAGAAUCUAUUGUCAGAAUAUAAUUCUGACAUUGUGUGUUUGUUACCUUAGAUUGAGACGUUUUUAUCUACAGAGGGAGCGGGUCCUCUUCUGGUGGAGUCCACCAUGUUUCUACAGUAGCCCAGAACGGACAAACCAAACACUGACUCUAGAUUGAGCCUUAUGAGUUUCACAGCCACCGUAGUUUCUCCUCCACACUUGGAUGGGAAGGUAAAGUGAGGGAGUUGCAGUCUGCAACUACACCGCUGGAUGUCACUAAAUCCUACACACCGGACCUUUAACCCGCUGAUUCAGAUCGAGGCAGCGAUAGAAAGUCUCGUAUCCUUCGAGGUAACAUGGCUGUUUUUUUCAAUGGAGUCUGGUGGAUUUGAAGAAAGCGAUAUAAGAUAGAUAGAUAGGACUGUGACGGCAAAGUAAAGUGGAGAAAAAGUUCUAAAUAUAGGGACAGUUAAACUGAUAUUAAUUUUCUGAGGUGGGCUUUUAUUUAUGAGGCUGAAAUCUGAAUUUCUGCUGCGCUCGUCCACAGCUGUGACCGCUGACUCUGCACAACCCCCCCUUCAAUAAACCUGAACUAAUCUUUUAAAGGGACUGCUAACACACAUUUGUAUUUUGAAGUAAUCUAAUGAUUACAUUACAAACCAACUGACACACGCCUGCUGUAGUCUGCAGCUAAUGCUAGUUAGCAGACUAACAAAGAAACCUUUACAGAACAAAUAGCACAUUGAAAGACCUUUAUAGUGUUUCUGCACGCUUCACUAGAUUAACUGUCAAAGAAUCAGAUCUGUGGUAGAUUACUGUAACACAUCACUGUUGCACUUAAAGGAGCUGUUCAACAUUUGGGAAUCUGUUGAAGAUAUAACUUUCAUUUGUGUGUGUCUGUAUGAUCAGUAUCAGUAAUAAAGUACUCACACACACACACAGAUGAAACAGAAACAAUGGUCUCAUCAACAAACUAUAGGAUAGUUAAUAUAGACUGUAUAAAGUAAAUAUUAAUGUAAUGGCUUUAAAUUAGCAUCUGAUUUUACAUGGUAAAUAAAUUCACAUGAAUGUAGUGAAACUGUGUGAUUAUAUAUUAAUUAUAUUUAGUUUUCUGUAAUUGGAGACAGAAAGACAGCAGGAAAACAUUCAGGGCAACAGUUGGAGAACAAGCUUUAUUUUUAUAAUGUUGUCAAGUAUUUUAAAAAUUAUUUUAUUAAAUUAUUUCAGCAUUGACCAAAAACCUCAAAGUGGUCGAGGUAUUAAAGAAAUAUGAAUCCUGUUACGUUACAGCCUGAGUCAGUGUUUAUCAGCAGAGAGUGAACGGGUUGUAGUGUAGCUUUGUCCCUCUGCUGUCUGUGGACUGAUCUCUAUGUGUCUCUAUGUAGGAUGAGGGUCAAAGGUUGUGACCUUUAUGCUCCCGAGUGCCUUCUCUCUCCGCUUCCCUACAGUGCCAACAGUGGGCAACACUAGCUAACAUUAGUUUAUAAAUGGAGUCUGCUAACGACUACAAACGACCAACACCCACCACAACACAGAGUCCACAACACA